AUGGCGUACUGCUCGCUCGCUGGAGAGCCUGUUUUACCGCAGACCCAGGCGGUCUUUCCCGAAUACAAGCUAAAGUUCAAAAGCAAGCCUGUCAAAGAAAUCAUGGAAACUGUCUUGAAGGAGAGGCUGGAGGGUGUCGAAUACAACGCCGAAGAAUCACCACUUCUGACCAAAAGGAUUGCCGGCGAAAUAAAAGACAGACUUUUAGACCUUGAGGUGCCUCGGUACAAGAUUAUGGUUAACGUCAUUCUCGGAGAGCAACGACGCCAGGGUAUUAGGCUGGGAAGGCGCUGCUUCUGGGACGGGAAUACAGACUCUCUCGCAAAUGAAACAUUCACGAAUGGUAGCCUUUUUUGCAUUGCGACAGCGUACGCCGUCUACCUGUACUAA
Messenger RNA from Besnoitia besnoiti, 390 nucleotides. RefSeq names its product Tctex2-related light chain. Gene Ontology annotation, biological process: microtubule-based movement. The record is from RefSeq and is a predicted model, not a curated record. Lineage: Eukaryota; Apicomplexa; Conoidasida; Eucoccidiorida; Sarcocystidae. Bases 1 to 390 code for a protein of 129 amino acids. Gene Ontology annotation, molecular function: dynein intermediate chain binding. The transcript is spliced from 5 exons. Gene Ontology annotation, cellular component: cytoplasm; cytoplasmic dynein complex.